ACAGAGUGGGGACGUGGGGAGGCUAGAGGGUGAGAAAGCUGGCGGGAGAGUAGGGCGGCGCUGGAGGAGGGCGGUGCGUGGCUGACUCAUCCUCUGGAAGAUCAGACUGACAGAGACACACACUAGCCCGCCCCGCCCGCCCGCGCCGCUCCACCUCAGCCGGGAGGCGCCCGCCCGCACCGACCGCCCGCCCUCUCCGGGCGCUGUCCGGGCCCGGCCGUCUCAGAGAAAGUUUUUCCCAUCGGAGGGGCGGGAGCCGCCGCGGGCCUUUUGGAAAGGAAGUGGGGACGGAACAGGAGGCGAGAGCCGCGCGGGCCCGCGGAGUGCAUGGUGCCCGGCGCCUCGGCUGCCUGGCAGGAGGACCUCGGGGCGGGGUCGAGCUGAGCCCAGCUCCUUCUCGCCUCAGCCGCGCCAGAAACCGCCUUCCCGGACGGCCGCGGGGGUCCCAGCUCCUCAGCUCGCCAUGUCCCGGCUGCUGCCGCUGCUGAGGAGCCGGACCGCGCGCAGCCUGAGGUCGGGCCCGGCCGCCGCCGCCGCGCCCCGCCCGCCGUCCUGGUGCUGCUGCGGGCGGGGGCUGCUAGCGCUCGCGCCCCCCGGCUGCUUGCCGGGCGGCCCCAGGCGGCUGGGCACGCACCCCAAGAAGGAGCCCAUGGAGGCGCUGAACACGGCGCAGGGCGCGCGCGACUUCAUCUACAGCUUGCACUCCACGGAGAGGAGCUGCCUGCUCAAAGAGCUGCACCGCUUCGAGUCUAUUGCCAUUGCCCAAGAAAAAUUGGAAGCUCCACCACCCACCCCAGGACAGCUGAGAUAUGUAUUCAUCCACAAUGCGAUACCUUUCAUAGGGUUUGGCUUUUUGGAUAAUGCAAUUAUGAUUGUUGCUGGAACCCAUAUUGAAAUGUCUAUUGGAAUUAUUUUGGGAAUUUCAACUAUGGCAGCUGCUGCUUUGGGAAAUCUUGUGUCAGAUCUAGCUGGACUUGGACUUGCAGGCUAUGUUGAAGCAUUGGCUUCCAGGUUAGGCCUGUCAAUUCCUGAUCUCACACCAAAGCAAGUUGACAUGUGGCAAACACGUCUUAGUACACAUUUGGGCAAAGCUGUUGGGGUGACUAUUGGCUGCAUUCUAGGAAUGUUUCCUUUAAUUUUCUUUGGAGGAGGUGAAGAAGAUGAAAAACUGGAAACGAAAAGUUAAUCCUCUUAGAAUACCUAUAAAAAGAUGUAAACUAAUGUACCUCAGUAAUUAAAUAUGCUGUCACAACAUUUAGGAAUUAAGACAGUAACAGUAUAGAUAUGGGAUCAAAUAAUUUAGCAUGUAUUAUGGAAAACACUAACUUAUUGUGGCUUGAUCUUCUUAGGACAUCUUUUUUAAAAAGCUGUUUAGUAUCAUUUUGUGUAAAUUGUUGAAAUGCUUUUUCAUCAAUAGCAGUCAACAUUUUAUCCUUUCUUUUUAUAUUCAUAAUGUUAUUUAAGUGUCAUUGAUGUACUGUAUUGACUUGGGGUUUGCUUAUUUGUUACUUAACAUGUGUACAUGCAUGAAAGCAUUUUUCGUUGUUCCCUGAUAGUUACAUUUCAACCUUGGGAUUUUUCCGAAUUACUUAAGAUGUUUAAUGUCAGUUAAAGAUUUUUUUACCCUCUUUUUGGGAACAUCAAUUUUGUACUGUUAUGCAGUAAACAUUUAUAAUAAUAUAAUUUCAGUCAUUUUCUUAACUCUCACAUCUAUUGAAAAUGGAUAUAGAUACAGGUUUUAAGUAUUUUAAGUAUAUAUUACUUAUUUUAAUUUUCUGACUUUACUAUUUUAAGGGCCAGAGGGUUAAUCACAAAGAGCAAUUAUGUGGUCUCCCUGCUACAUGAAACCGUGUAUACUAACAAGCGUACAAUUUUUAGUUGAUUUUUUUUAACCUUUUAGUUUCCCAGUUUUGAAUAAUUACAUGGUGGAUUCUGACUUUUGAGGGGAAGCAAAUGAUUAUUUUAGAGUCUUUGAAAUGGGGAUUGUGGAAUUAGAUUGAACUAAGGGAUUUAACAUGAUGCUUGGAAAUUAAGAGACUAAAGCUUUUUUUAAAAAAAGGUAGAAAAUAGGAACUGUCAAGAAGGUUUAUGGUAUAAAUGAUGAAGUUGAAGUGAUGUUUGAAAGAUUAAUGAGAUACAAUUUAUAUUAUUUGGUAAGGUUUUUUUUUUCCCCCUCCAAAGAUGUCAUCUUCUCAUCUGAAUGGAAUAAGUCUGAAUACCCCAUAUUCAUACUCCUAAUCUCAUUAUAUCUUAUUUAGUGAAUUUUAUUUAUGAAUAAUUUCUGUUGAAGUGAAAACUAGAUAUUUAAUAUUUUGCUUUUUUGCUACAUAGUCUACUCAAAAAUUACAUGAGGAGAAAUCCUUUUUCCCUUUGUUUUUCUUUUUUCUUCUUUUGUGGUAUUUAAAGCAUAUUUUAGGUUGAAGUUACUUAUUUCUAGUCUUGUACUUCUGGCUUAAGUAUAACCAUGUAAGAAUUAUAAAUUUUAGUUUUCUGAACCCUUAAACUUUUUUAGCAUGUGGUCUGUUACACAUGCUAAAAAAUUAGUCUUACUUGUAACAGCGUAAUUAAACACAUCAUGGAGGAGAGAAACUUAAAAUUAAAAUAAUAUUUUGGCUUUUGAAGUUAUUUGUGUUGCUAAAUAGAUGCAGAGGUUUUACAGCAGUUUAUUUUAAGGUUUUAUUUAUACAUAAUUACUUUGAACUCUUCAGAGUAGAUAUUUUUUCACAAGGCAGUUUGUCAUAAAUUCUCUCAUGCGCUUCAGAAUGAAUAAGUGCCAUCGUUUAAUCAUAGACUUUGAGGAGAGAAAGCAUAAAAAUAUAGCAUAUAAUCUAAAAAUAAAUAUAUAACAUGCACAAAUAAUGUGACAUUCUUACUGAAUCAAAUCAUGAUUCUAGAACUUGAGAUCUUAAAUAGAAUUUCGGUUUGUAUCUUCCAUAUAAUAACCACACACAGAUAACCACACAAAAAAUCCUUUGUAAAAUUUCUGAUUGAUAGGAUUAGAGUGCUAAAUUUUUUGGGGGGGAAGGGUGGGGUAAAGUGUAAGUGCUUUCUUUUGUCCCUAACUUGUGUAUUGAUGGCAGUCCAUUCUGUUUUCUAAAAAUGUAUUUUACUGUGGUGCUUAACUUCUUAUUAAUUAAAUCCCGUAUCAGAAACCUUG
Molecule: messenger RNA, 3157 nt
Organism: Pan troglodytes (chimpanzee)
Lineage: Eukaryota; Metazoa; Chordata; Mammalia; Primates; Hominidae
Gene: TMEM65
Product: transmembrane protein 65
Exons: 7
Coding region: 464-1186 (240 amino acids)
Biological process (GO): regulation of cardiac conduction; cardiac ventricle development
Cellular component (GO): mitochondrion
Source: RefSeq, a predicted model, not a curated record